AUGUCGACGACCGAUGCAUCCAAACCCGCAAGCGGGAGUGGACAGAACGUCAAGAACUGCAACAAUGACCAACUCCUAGUCGCCGGUACGGGUCACGAAAGAAGCGGUGAUCAGUCGCCGGAUCAUGACAAAAGAUGCGGAAUAGUCUUCGUAGAGGACGGAGAUGAACAGCUACGUAAGGAAACCCCAUUCCAGAAAGGCGAGGAUGCCCGUGAGAGUGUUGCCACUAAUGAUGCGCCUGUGUAUCGGCGCGCACGAGGCACGUACCACAAUAAAGUGGUCGUUCGUCUCAGUGCGAGAAGGAUGAAAUGGAACGGAAGGGGAGGGACAGAGGAUGGCGUGAUAACAAGAAGCACACGCAGAUGCGGCGAAGCAUGCACAUCACUUGGAUGUGACCAAGUGCCUCGAGCUGCCCUGCGGUCUUGUGUCGUAUCGUGUCCUCACAUCAUCCGGAUCCAGUCGGUAUCCGAUCUUCAUCGUCAGGGUUUCCUACUCGUCGAUGCAUAG
Molecule: messenger RNA, 507 nt
Organism: Suillus subaureus
Lineage: Eukaryota; Fungi; Basidiomycota; Agaricomycetes; Boletales; Suillaceae
Exons: 3
Coding region: 1-507 (168 amino acids)
Source: RefSeq, a predicted model, not a curated record